Thunnus maccoyii (southern bluefin tuna) is the source of this 3082-nucleotide messenger RNA. RefSeq names its product syntaxin-11-like. NCBI's taxonomy places the organism in Eukaryota, Metazoa, Chordata, Actinopteri, Scombriformes, Scombridae. Gene Ontology annotation, biological process: intracellular protein transport; synaptic vesicle fusion to presynaptic active zone membrane; exocytosis. The coding region runs from base 1345 to 2244 and encodes 299 amino acids. Gene Ontology annotation, molecular function: SNAP receptor activity; SNARE binding. The record is from RefSeq and is a predicted model, not a curated record. The transcript has 3 exons. Gene Ontology annotation, cellular component: SNARE complex; endomembrane system; presynaptic active zone membrane.
UAUCAUCAAAGUACGAGAACACUAGGUUAGUCCGAGGAACACUUGAAAGCAGCAGCCUCACAAGUAGCUUGCUGUUGCGAGCACGCGCGUCCACGUGCUAUAUUGACCCAGAAAAGAGAGAGGGGGUCAACCUAGGACGUGGGGGUCCAGAGUGUCUGUGGAUCCACUAAAGAAUGAACUGACAUCAAAGAAAAUAUGGUUUUUACUACCUUCAUAAAGCCUAUCGGUUAUGUUUCCACUGAAAAUAGGCAACAUUGUAGAUAGGUACUUUGGCACUGAAAAACUUGCACGUCCUAAUGUGAUAAUGUAACCUAAAUAACACGAAAUUAAAUUAUGUCUCAGCUUAAGUAGAAUCACCUUGGAACUCGUAUUGGAAAAGGGUGCAUCUGGGAUAUUCCAAUAUUUUGCAAAACUCUUAACUGAUCAUUUUAGAGCUGUGCUUAAAACGCUGGAAUCAAUAGCAUGUGAUCAAUAGCAGACUUUUGGACCCUACUUUACGUAACUUUCCUGCUGUGAUCGAAGUAGCCUUAUGAAAAGGGGCUGAAUCUACAUGUCACAAACAUUAUGUAAAAUACUAACUGAUGCAUUAAUCUUAAGGCAAGGAACAGCUCAUUUAAAAUGUGCUUUUCUGUGAUAAUAUUAAAAGCUUGUACUUAAAAAGUCAUGUGGGCCAAAGACAGUAACGGUGUGAUAUAAUGAAUAUAAUCAGGGACAUAGGCUACCCACAGGAGACUGGUAAUAUCAAGAUAUGUCUGUUUUCCUCUCUCAUGUCACAUACACGUACACACAUAAGUACAUGUGGAAGUCAUUUGGGCUCGGUUAGGAAAGUCUUGACGUCAGUCUAUCUCCACACAGGCCCGGCUGUGUCGCCUCCCCCAGGACCAUCAGCCAUCAUUGCCAUCAAAACUCAUAAAUAAAUCCUUCACCAACGACUGCGUUUCAAGAUGCUGGCACAGUUGCUGGUGACUGAAAAGAUUAAAUGAUAGAUAAGUGUGAUGGACCCCGUGCCACAUGUUCUGGGCUCCCAUAUAUAAUUUCAAACAAUUCUGCCAUGUUUUACUCUGGAAAGAGGCUUACAAUUUCAGCCUGGCACUCACUUGGUUCAUGUACUCUAGCUGUUCACACCUUGUCCGUCUUUAUCCAUUUGACGCUCCUGAGAUGCAGCGUCACUGCAAAAGGGCCAAACCGACCGGGCUUCAUUCCUGAGUCACAUCUUCACCGGCGCAUGCCCGGACCAGUCGACUUCAGAAGUGAGAAGAUGCUUCUGCUGCUGCCAAACCACCUCACAUUAAAGCAAGCAGUUUGAUUUAUGUUCUGUUUAGAUUACAGCAAAACAGCCCAACCAUGAGGGACAGACUGAGCCACCUGCAGGAAAUGUCCAACGGCCAUGUGGAGCCAAUGGAGUAUGCGGAGUCCACUGUUUCAGACACCUUCAGCAACGUGGACCUGGAGGAGGAGUUGCCCCAUGAGGCGGUCGUGUUCGACAACAGCCCUGCUCUGGUGGAGAUCUUUGACCAGUCACAAAAUAUCCACAGGGAGAUCCAGCUUAUUCGCCUUGAGGUUAAAAGGCUUCAUGAGCAGAACUCUCGUAUGCUCCAUAGCGUCACCACCAUGAGCACUAUCAAAAGAGACUCUAACGUCAUUGGUGCUGAUAUAAAGGCUCGGGCAGAGGGCGUGUUGUCACGUCUGCGGGACAUGGAAGGUACGGCCCACAAGCUAGAAGAAGUGCACGGCUCAAAUUCUGCCAUCACACGCGUAGCCAGAACCCAGUAUGCUUGCCUCAGCAAUGGUUUCCGCGAUGCCAUGUUUGACUACAAUGAGGCUGAGAUGAGCCAUCGGGAGAACUGUAAAAUCCAGAUCCAGAGGCAAAUGGAGAUAGUGGGGCGUGAGGUGACGGGUGAGGAGGUGGAGGAGAUGAUUGAGACAGGCCGGUGGAACAUCUUUACUGACAACGUUGUGAGUGAAGGGAAAACGGCUCGAUCAGCUUUGUCCCAGAUUGAGAAACGUCACCAGGAGUUGGUGGACCUGGAGGCCCGUAUUAGUGGCAUCCAUGAGAUUUUCCUGGAUAUCGCCCUGCUGGUAGAGGAGCAGGGCCCCAUGUUGACCACCAUCCAAACCAACAUACAGAAAACUGAUGAAAACAUACAGGAAGCCCUUGUCAAACUAGGCAGGGCCAAACGUCAUGACAAGAACAACCCCUUCAAGAGGAUGUUUUGCAGUUGCUUCCCAUGCUUCAACCAAUGACUUUAGAGUACAGGGUUGGGUUGAGGAAUGGCAAAAUAUGUAGUCUUGAAAAAGAAAAGUACGGCAUCCUAAGGACAUUAAACAUUUUCUGAAUGUGUCAUUAGCACAUAGUUCUUAUUGUCACAACAUGACCCGCAGAGCUAUUGCAUAUUAACAUUUUUUCCAGGAAGUUAAAUAAAGGUUUAAUAGAAAGGUGUUUUUAUUGAGAAACAAAAAUACUAGAGUAAAAUUUUUAAAAAUUAUAUUUAAAUAAUCCAUUGAUGUCAAAAUUUCUGUAUGAAAGGUUUGGGACAGGUAUCUCGACCCAGAAUUCAGUCCCCCCAUGAGGUAUGAUGCAGUCCUGAAACAAAGAGUAUUUGAAAAUAUUUUUCAUAUUUUUAAGCCUGCAGAGUUUCCACAUGGAAGGGAUUUAACAAAUAACACAAUGCAAUGACUGUAAGAAAUAUUUUCGUAUAUCUAAUAAACUCCAAUGAUAUGUUACUAUAUGCAAGUUGAAUCACAACAUUUUAGUAAAAAUUAUUUUCCUUGUUUGAUGAGGUAACACAGAUCAAAUAAUUUGUCAAUGGACAUCAAACAUAUUUAACAUGAGUCUGAAAAUAUUUUAGAAAUGUUUAAUUGUUAAUAUUUUCUGCAUUUUUAUGUAACUAGCUGGUCUGUGUUCACCAAAAAUUGCACUAUACUCCCACAUUAAUUCCUCAUAUUCAGCAUCUCUUUUGAGCAACAGCUGUUUUACUAGGAUUUAUCAUGUUAUGACUUCAUGUAUAAUGAUACCUUUCUAUUGUCUACCUUUCCUCUGUGAUGUCUUGUAUAUUACAUAAAUAAUUAUAUUAAAAUACAA